AUGUUAUGGAAUGCGGAUGGGAUUAUUAAUAAAUUUACUGAAUUCAGUAAUUUCAUUUAUGAGCAUAAAAUAGACAUUGCCUUAGUGACCGAAACUCAUACAAACGCCUCAAAUAGGUUAACCUUAGCAAAUUAUCAUACCUAUAAGACCGAUAGGACUGUAUGUAGAGGCGGAGGCACGGCUAUCUUUGUUAAAAGAAGCUAUAACUCAGUUCAAUAUAGCAAUAGUACUGGUCAACAUCACGAGGAAACCUCCAUUCUUCUCUACCAAAAUGAUAAGACUGCAUACAAAUUCACUGCUUUUUAUAACAAACCCGGCCACACCAUUAGGGAUGAUACCAUAAAAUCGCUUAUUCCUCCAAACAUUAAGUGUAUUAUCGGAGGUGAUCUAAACGCCAAGAAUACAUCCUGGGGAUGCCGCACAAAUAACCAAAACGGCAAGGAACUUUAUAAAAUUAUAGCAGAUAAUAACCUGACGGUUAUUGCACCCACUGAUCACACGUACUUCCCGUACGUACCAAACAAAAGAUCAGACUUACUAGAUUUUUUCAUCACAAAUUCUAAUACUCCAAUGAGCUGCCAUACAAUCACUGAGCUUACCAGCGACCAUGUACCUGUAAUAGCCACACUCGGAGACACCAUCCAAGACACCCCAAUCAUGAUCAGCAAUACUAACUGGAAUAUCUUUCACAAUAUUUUAGCCCUCGAUGAUAAUGAUUAUACCAUAAAUGACUUAAACGACAUAGAGCCCACAAUACGGCUACUAACUGAUAAAAUACAGGCCGCUCACUCAGAGGCAACAAAAGUUAUGGCCAGCAAAAAGAAUUACAUGGCACUGCCACAACACCUUAGAGAGGAAAUAGGAUAUAAAAACUACAUAAGGAAAAGAUGGCAGAAAAAUGGAGACCCAAAAGACAAACAAGAAUUAAACAAGCUAACAAAAGUACUAAAGAGGAAAUGCCAAAAGUAUAGAAAUGACAACUGGAAUGAUAAAAUAGCAGAGCUCUGCACCGAAAAUCAGACAAUUUGGAGAAUGGCAAAGUCACUGAAAUCAUCUAAUAAUAGGACUGUUAACAAACCAAUUGUUGACAAUAAUCGUAAUAUCUAUAGCGAUAAAGAUAAACUCACAAUAUUUGCCAACACAAUUGAGAACCAAUUUAAACUUAACCAACAUCCAACUGAUGUUGAUGAAGAAGAUAAUAUAAAUAAUAUCUAUGAUGAUUAUCAGAAACACAAAAUCCCCGGCCCUAUAGACACAAUCGACCAGGCGGACAUAAUCAACAUUAUAAACAAACUGAAUAAUAAGAAAGCGCCGGGCGAGGACAAUGUUAAUAAUAAAAUGAUGAAACAUUUGACAAUUAACCAGAUCAACGCUUUAUGCAACAUCUACAAUGCUUGUUUAAUGCAUAACAUCUUCCCAAACAACUGGAAGAAUGCCACGAUUAUCUUAAUAGCCAAGCCUGGGAAAGAUAGCCGUAUUGCCACCAAUUUCAGACCAAUAAGUCUCCUUCCAACUUUUGGGAAGAUCCUUGAAAGACUACUGCUAUGGAGGCUUAUACCCCACAUAAACUUCUUACCUGACCAACAGUUUGGAUUCAGAAAAGAUCUUUCAACCACCAAACAACUGAUCAGACUAAUAGAUUUCAUUAGCGAUGGAUUAUAUAAGCACGAAACCACAGCCCUUCUUAUGCUAGACGUGGCCAAAGCUUUUGACCGCGUCUGGCAUAAGGCACUUAUAACCAAACUUAUUAAGCAAAAGGUCCCAAAUGCUUUUAUUAAUAUCAUCGAUUCAUAUCUUAAGAAUAGGACCUUUCAAAUUAAACUAAAUGAUAAGUUAUCUGAUAAGAGGCCAAUAAAUGCGGGAGUCCCCCAAGGAAGCAUCCUUGGGCCUCUUCUGUAUCUAAUUUAUACUAGUGACUUUCCUAUUUCAAAUGAUCACAACUAUAUGGUGGCUUUUUACGCCGAUGAUACGGCAAUCGCCAUUAGAUCAAUAAACCCUAAUCACGCAGCUCAAAAGCUUAACGAGAAUAUGCCUGACAUAGAAGAAUGGUGCUCAAAAAAUAAAAUAGCAAUUAACACCGACAAAUCCAAACUUAUGUUUAUUAGAAGAAGGAAAAGAAGCAGACAGGUUACAAACAAAGUUUGCCUAUUUUCCGAUAACAUUCCGGUCGUAAAUAAAGCCGAUUACCUGGGGCUCACCCUGAAUCAUAGGCUUAACUGGAAUGACCACAUUAGCAAAAUCAUUACAAAGUCACAAGCUGCUUUCGCCAGCAUGCGACCCUUAUUGAACUCUAGCUCAAAGCUACCAUUAAAUUUAAAAAGGCACCUUUAUUUAAGUUGCAUAAGACCGAUUUUCACUUAUGCAUGCCCCGCAUGGAACUGUAUAACCAACACCCAGAUCAAGAAAUUGGAAACACUGCAAAAUAAAUUCCUCCGUAGGAUCACUGGUGCCCCUUGGCAGAUCCCAAAUAAGUACAUACGUAGAGAUCUAAAUAUUGAGACAGUCCACGAAUAUAUUAACCUAAUGAGCGCUAGCUUUUUUCAUAGUGCUAACAACACAAAUACUGUGAAUUACAAGAAUAUUAUGGACAAAGAACUUAUCCAAGAUAGUAGGAGCCACAAUCCUAUUAUUAACUUCCUGCUAUCCGAUGGUAUACUCUCACAUUACUUAAGCCAUGCUCCUUGCUUCAAGAACAUCUCUACUGAUCCAAAAAAAUGCGGAGAGAAAUAUCGAACGAUUGCUGUUUUGUCUCAUGAACAAAAAGAAGAAGAUAAGGAUUCAGCUUUGAAAUCGGUUUGCUGUGCAUUAAAAGAAUUCACCCUAUGCCAGCAUGAACAUGCUCUUAGAGAUUGUGGACUGAGAGCCAGUCAGUUUUUGCAAAGACACACAGAAAGGAUGUCUGGCUCUCUAAUCAACGAGCACUGCGUCCUCUACACUUAUGAUCCAGGUUCUUGCUCAUCCAUUGCUUCAAUUUUAAGUUAUGUCUCCAUAAAUAGAGCUUUCUGUUUAAUUAUCUCCUUCACUGUAAUAUUUUUCAUCGUUAAUAUAGAUUUUUGACUCA
Parasteatoda tepidariorum (common house spider) is the source of this 3061-nucleotide messenger RNA. Lineage: Eukaryota; Metazoa; Arthropoda; Arachnida; Araneae; Theridiidae. The record is from RefSeq and is a predicted model, not a curated record.